Pogona vitticeps (central bearded dragon) is the source of this 1434-nucleotide messenger RNA. The record is from RefSeq and is a predicted model, not a curated record. Lineage: Eukaryota; Metazoa; Chordata; Lepidosauria; Squamata; Agamidae.
CUUUUGCAUCUCACUGCAUGAGGACUGCUUGUCAACAUCUCAAUUCCUAUCAUUCAGAAGAAGAUGAAGACAGUUUUUUUUCCAAGGCAAAAGCGAUGACAGAAGUGAAGAGAGAGAACUUUGGGGAAUUACCCCUUGGUGGAGGGACUGUGGAAAAAUUCCUGCUCAGAUCAAACGCGGUUAAAAUGGAGGUUCUAUCCUUUGGGUGCAUAAUCACCGCCUUGGAGUCAAAAGACAGAGAUGGAAAGUUCUCAGACAUUGUGUUGGGUUUUGACCAUUUGGAAGGAUACACCAGUAAGCACCCUUAUUUUGGAGCUGUUGUUGGACGGGUUGCUAAUAGAAUUGCCAAAGGGAAAUUUGUGGUAGAUGGACAGGAAUAUCUGUUGGCCAUAAACAAUGGACCCAACAGUUUACACGGAGGAACAAAAGGUUUUGACCAGGCUCUCUGGACCCCAGAAGUGCUGCCGGAUGGUGUCUGUUUUUUCAGAACGAGUCCAGAUGCUGAAGAAGGAUACCCUGGUGAGCUCAAAGUGUGGGUGACUUACACUCUCAAAGAUGCAGAGCUAACAAUAAAUUACAGAGCCCGAAGCAAUAAAACCACACCCGUCAAUCUGACAAAUCAUGCAUAUUUCAACCUUGCAGGUCAGGGAUCACCUAAUAUCUAUGACCAUAUAUUCACAAUAGAGGCAGAUUCUUAUCUACCGGUUGAUGAAACUCAGAUUCCUACAGGAGAAGUUGCUUCAGUGCAGGAUACAGCCUUUGAUCUGAGAAAGCCAGUGGAACUUGGAAAACACCUGCAGAAAUUUCAGCUCACUGGGUUUGACCACAAUUUUUGUCUGACACAGACAAAAGAGCCAAACUUUUGUGCAAGAGUUUACCACCCCCCUAGUGGCAGGAAGAUGGAAGUUUUCACAACUCAGCCCGGGAUUCAAUUUUAUACAGGCAAUUUCUUAGAUGGCACUCUGAAAGGUAAAGGAGGCCAUGUGUAUCCCAAGCAUUCUGGCUUCUGUUUUGAGACACAGAACUGGCCAGAUGCAGUGAAUCAGCCAAAUUUCCCAAACUCCCUGCUGCACCCAGGAGAAGAAUAUAAUACAACAAGCUGUUUCAGGUUUUCUGUAUCUUGAGGAGUCAAAAGGAAAUUUUGUAGUGAUCUGUAAGGGAGUCAUUGAAGCAGAUUCCAAAUUGUUCAUUAUGUAAUCAGAUGUGCCUUGAUUCUAACAGUAUGCAUGUACUCAUCCUAAAGAAUGAGAAUGGUGGCUAUGUAACCUACUAGGACUCAGUGACCUUAUAGGUCCCUUCCAACUCAAUUAUUCUAUGAUUCUAUAAUAGAAGCAAUGAUCACUUGCAGCCUUACAUAGCUUUUAAUCAAGUUUUGUCAGUUCUUGAAGCCAUUGAUGGACAAGGAUGUUUUUUUUUUUCUGGCAAGGCAUUCUG